Rangifer tarandus platyrhynchus (Svalbard reindeer) is the source of this 2133-nucleotide messenger RNA. Lineage: Eukaryota; Metazoa; Chordata; Mammalia; Artiodactyla; Cervidae. The record is from the annotation of a GenBank genome assembly.
AUGCAGGAAGUUUUGCUGGAGUUGCUAGAACAUUGUGUGGAUGGCUUAUGGAACACAGAGCGUUAUGAAGUAAUUUCUGAAAUUUCUAAGUUGAUCAUUCAAAUUUAUGAGAAUCGUCAAGAGUUUGAGGUAAAUGUCAAAGAGCUUGAUCCCAAAUAUGCUCAUAUCCAAGUCACUUAUGUGAAGCCCUACUUUGAUGAUAAAGAACUCACAGAAAGAAAAACUGAGUUUGAAAGAAACCAUAUCAACAGAUUUGUUUUUGAGGCUCCUUAUACAUUGUCAGGCAAAAAGCAAGGUUGCAUAGAAGAACAGUGCAAACGCCGUACAAUCUUGACUACGCACCGUGUGAAAUCGGGCCUGGGAUUUCUAACCCUGGACUCAGAGUUUAGGAAACAAGGGCUCAGAGGCCAACGAUUGCACUCUGAGACUCCAGAAGUCCAGGUCAAGUCUCCUUCCCGGAGGCCGCCCUGCCCUGCCCGGGUGAUCGGCUGGGCAUGUCCGAGGUUCCUCUGGGCUGCCCACCGUUCGCACCGAGCCCGGCGGUGCCGGGGCCGGGCCGCGACGAGGUCGGGGCCGCUCUGCCUGGCCGGCGAUCGAACUCCCGGGGCGCGACGGAGGCUCGGCUGCCGCGGGGCCAGGUGUCGCGCCUCGGAAGCCGCUGCUGGAGCCGCGGGCGCCCCGCCCCUCCGCCGGCGCUGGCCCCGGGGUUACCUGCGGCCGGUGGGCGGGGCGGCUCUUCCCGUCUGCGCCGGCCCCCCACUAGCCUCCAGGGCGGCGGAGCCGGGAAGUGGGAGAGGGAGCGAAAGAGGCGGAGACUGCGGAGGCUGCAGCCCGGCCGGGCUCCGAGCGAGGGGCUGUAUGGAGCGGCCGGCGCGGCUCUGCUGGCUGUGGGCGCUGCUGCUCUACGUCGGCCGUGGCGGCGUGGUUGCGCUCGCGGAACCUCAGCCACCUGUGACAAAUUUGAGUGUUUCUGUUGAAAACCUCUGCACCAUCAUAUGGACAUGGAAUCCUCCUGAGGGAGCCAGUCCGAAUUGUAGUCUAAAGUAUUUCAGUCAUUUUGGCAACAACCAGGAUAAGAAAAUUGCUCCAGAAACUCAUCGUUCAAAAGAAGUGCCCCUGAAUGAGAGGAUCUGUCUGCAGGUGGGGUCCCAGUGCAGCACCAAUGAAAGUGAAAAGCCCAGCAUUUUGGUGGAAAAGUGCAUCUCUCCCCCUGAAGGUGAUCCUGAGUCUGCUGUUACUGAGCUCCAAUGCAUUUGGCACAACCUAAGGUACAUGAAGUGCACUUGGCUCCCUGGAAGGAAUACAAGUCCUGACACUAACUACACUCUAUCCUACUGGCACAGAAGCCUAGGAAAAACUCUUCAGUGUGAAAACAUCUACAGAGAAGGCCAGCACAUUGCUUGUUCCUUUGAUCUGACUAAGGUGAAGGAUUCCAGUUUUGAACAGCACAGCGUCCAAGUAAUGGUUAAAGACAAUGCAGGAAAAAUCAGACCAUCCUACAAUAUAGUGCCUUUAACUUCUCAUGUGAAACCUGAUCCUCCACAUAUUAAAAAUCUCUCCUUCCAAAAUGGUGACUUAUACGUGCAGUGGACAAAUCCACAGAAUUUUCAAAGUAAAUGCUUAUCUUAUGAAGUAGAAGUCAAUAACAGCCACGCUGAGACACAUGAUAUUUUCUAUGUUGAAGAGGCCAAAUGUCAGAAUACAGAAUUUAAAGGAAACCUAGAGGGUACAAUUUGUUUCAUGAUUCCCGGUAUUCGUUCUGAUGCUUUGAACACAGUCAGAAUAAGAGUCAAAACAAAUAAGUUAUGCUAUGAAGAUGACAAACUCUGGAGUAAUUGGAGCCAAGCGAUGAGUAUAGGUCAGAAGGCCAAUCUGACAUUUUACAUAACCACAUUACUCAUCAUUCCAGUCAUCGUUGCAGCCGCAGUCAUUGUCCUUCUGCUGUAUCUGAAAAGGCUCAAGAUCAUUAUAUUCCCUCCAAUUCCUGAUCCUGGCAAGAUUUUUAAAGAAAUGUUUGGAGACCAGAAUGAUGAUACCCUGCACUGGAAGAAGUAUGACAUCUAUGAGAAACAAACCAAAGAAGAAACUGACUCUGUAGUGCUGAUAGAAAGCCUGAAGAGAGCCUCUCAGUGA